Danio rerio (zebrafish) is the source of this 2883-nucleotide messenger RNA. It is a transcript of the gene shisa9b, whose product is annotated as shisa family member 9b. Lineage: Eukaryota; Metazoa; Chordata; Actinopteri; Cypriniformes; Danionidae. Gene Ontology annotation, cellular component: synapse; dendritic spine membrane. The record is from RefSeq and is marked validated.
CUCAUUGCGCUCCAGACGCUCCACGCACCCGAGUGCGCAAGACCGCUGCUGAUAACGAUCGGUUAUAAUAGUAGAAAAACACAAUAGUGUUUAUUUCAAUGCCACACUUGAAGCGCUAGGAAUCAUACACAUUCACACAUUUGGACGCUCCAAAGCCUCUAUUAACCAGCCGUGGCGCAGAAGUAUCCUCAAACAUGAGCAGCAUCAUUUCGGAUGGCGGUGAUGUUCUUGAUGGAGAUCUGCGUCCUGACACUUCAUGACAAAAGACACACAACAACUCUAUCUUUCAGCGUCCGAUCAACCGUGGCAAAGAAGAGAAGAGAAGAGCGCAGGAUGAAAAGCACUGGCUUACUGUUGGGCUACUUUUUAAUGAAAGUUCUUGUGUGCGACGCGGAAGGAGAGCCAGGCAAAAGCCUGGAUGGUGCGGUGACAGCGUCCGGGUCCAAUGACUCCAGAGACGGGGAAAACGGCCUCUCCGAGACCCCUCACACUGAGGACAGGUGUCGGGGCUAUUACGAUGUGAUGGGUCAGUGGGAUCCUCCAUUCGUGUGCCGGACUGGUAGUUACCUGUACUGCUGCGGGACCUGUGGAUUCAGGUUCUGCUGCGAGUUUAAGAACUCCAGGUUAGAUCAGACCACCUGCAAAAACUACGACACGCCGCCGUGGUCCAUGACGGGCCGACCACCGCCGAAGAUGAUGGACCAGCACGACCCGACAAAGGAUAAAACCAAUUUGAUUGUGUAUAUCAUAUGCGGAGUAGUUGCUAUCAUGGCGCUGGUUGGGAUUUUCACCAAACUUGGCUUGGAGAAAGCGCAUCGACCCCACAGAGAAAAUAUGUCCAGAGCACUGGCCCAGGUGAUGCGCCAGACAGCUCCAGGAGAACAUGUGGAGAGAGAGGAGAGUUUGGCGGUGCAUGGACAACCCUACGAAAACCUGCAGGCCCGAGCAACAGGAAACAACCUGCAGAGUGCCCAGAUGAACAGUGUGGGUCCCAGUUCAUCUAUGAUGCAGGCCAUGACCCCAUACCCUGCUCUGGGACAGGUGCCAGUGGCUCACCCCUAUGAGCCGUCACCAGCUGCAAAAGAGCUCAACAAGUACGCCUCGCUCAAGGCUGUUGCUGAAAAAGCCAACGAAAACUUCUACACCAACAGACGGCACUUGGCCGACCUGGCAGCGAAAGGCACUCUUCCCAUGCACUCAGUGAGUCUGGAGCAGGAGCCCACCAACCCAUACAGCCCAGAGCUGCCCUGCCAAAAGCAGAACGGACACAAGUCCAAAAGCACCAAGGUCCACAGCUCCCACCCGCUGGCUUAUGGCUCCAACACAAUCGCCAACCCCGGCAGGAUGAGUAGCUGGGAGACUACAGAAACACUGGGCCGCCGGCACACGUACGGCCCCAAGAAGCACAGCGCCACAAUGGAGCAAAUGAACGAGUUGACGUCCGCCCAGAGCCAACAUUACCUGCCACCACAUCCGUACUUCGUCACCAACAGCAAGACUGAGGUGACUGUGUGAACGUGGCCGAACCAACGGCUUUAUCGAGCCCAGGCUUGAGUGGACGAGGAGAACGAAGAUAACCAGAGACGCCUGACGGAGGAAGAAGAAGAAGAAGAAGUAUGGAUUAGGAGCCCAUCCUGCUGGAAGGAUUGGCCGAUUGGGUCUGGCUCGAGAUCUGCAUGGCUGUGUGUGUGCUGUUUGUCUUAGAGCGGUUGGGUUGUGCAUGGACCAGGCAUGCAUUGGCAUCAUUUUCGAAAGGCUAAGGAUCUCUUUCUGUGUCCAUUCAGUCACAAUGCAAAUGAAUAAAUGACCUGUUGUGAUGAGUCUGUUGCAUUAAAGUGAUGAGGAACCCACUGAAAACCAAUCGUACUUGAGGAAAUCACUGUCUAAAAGCACUUGUUUAUUUUCUUUUCUUGUAUAUAACAGAAUGUCAGAAGCUUCCUCAGAUAAUCAGAGAACAUCGAUUUGGAAGAUGUUAGGACAAUUGGGGUUUCUAGUUCUUCUCAUCUCAACCAGACUUUUUCCAGAGCGUGUGCACCAAAAAAAGAGAAAACAACAAGAAAAAAAAAAAAAAAAACCUCCUGUAGCAACGCAACACGCCGGAUCCUGACAAACACUGGGCUUGUGCCUUUCUGACAGAAGAACUCAUUAUAUGUAAGAGCUCUUGUGCUUUUCAGUGAGCACAUGGUGUUUCUUCAAUAACAAAGAUGCAUACAUAUAAAUCUAUUGUUUACGGCUGUCAUCUUUUGGUAAAAAAUCUGGUAACACUUUACCAUACAGGUGCUCUAAUUUGCAUUAAACGUAUAGCUUCUGAAUAAAUAACCCUAUUUUAAGGAUUACUGCAAGAUCAACACAUGAAUAUUCUAUAUGAUUCACGCAUUAAGUCAUCUUUAAAAAGUGUUAUUAGUAAUACAUGUCUGUUUUAAAUUAUAUUUACUAGCAUAAAUAUUAUUAUUUCCUUUAUUUAGCCAGGAGAUCACAUUGAGACAGUACUGUCUCUUCUUCCAGUGAGAACUGGUCAAGACGGCAGGCAGCACAUAAAGUUUCACACAAAUAGCACAAAAAACAAUACCACAAAAUUGCAAAAUCAUCAUUCGUAAAAAGGUCAGAUCAUAAAAACAAUUACAAGUAUCCUUUAAGACGUUGGAGAGAAGAUGUUUAAAAGUACUCAGAGUUGGAAGUGUGUUAAGAUUAAGCUGAUUUUGCAUGUCAUCCCAAACACUAGGAGCAUAAAAGGAAAAAGCAUGUUUGCUAAGUUCUGAUAAUACACUUGGGACUGUAAAACGAAUACAGGAACCAAAUCUAGUGUUGGUUAUUUAUGUAAAAUGUUGGCAAAUUAGAAAGAUAGGAUGGUAGUUUACCUUAAAGAGCCUUUCAAGUAAAUAA